UCCAAUAUCACAUUUCCCUCAUAGUUUCGACCAUGAAGUUCCCUCAGAAGGCUCUGAUAAGGCCAGGUAUAUCGCUACAUAAGUCGAUCCUGUCGCCGAAAGUCCCACGACGGGCCUUGACCAACAAUGGGUUCUUUAGGGUUUCGGACGAGGUACAGGAAGCUUUGAACUCGAAGAGGCCAGUCGUAGCACUUGAGACAACGAUAUAUACUCACGGUUUCCCAUAUCCGGAAAAUGUAGCCCUCGCCUCACUUCUCGAAAGCGUUGUUCGCGUCAACGGCGGAGUACCCGCAACUAUCGGAAUCCUCGAUGGUGUAGCUCGCGUGGGCAUGUCCGCGGAAGAAUUGAUCCGGCUUGCUUCGUCUGCAGGAAAGGAAAACACCCUGAAGCUAUCGAGGCGAGAUUUAAGCUACGUUUGUGGGUUGCGACUGGCAGGAAAGGAAUAUAAUGGUGGCACUACGAUCGCUGGAACAAUGCUUCUUGCCCAUCUCGCUGGAAUCAAGAUCUUUGGUACUGGUGGUCUUGGGGGUGUACAUCGAGGUGCGGAGUCCAGCAUGGACAUCUCUGCUGACCUCACUGAGCUGGGACGGACGCCAGUCACUGUGGUCAGCAGUGGUUGCAAGAGCUUUCUUGACAUUCCCCGAACACUCGAAUAUCUCGAGACCGAGGGUGUUGGCGUAGGGACUUUUGCAGACGGGAGGAAGGGAAAGGUUGAUUUUCCUGCUUUCUGGUCCAGAGACAGCGGUGUCAGGAGCCCGACAACCAUCGAGAACGAAAUCGAAGCCGCUGCGAUUAUACAUGCCCAGCAUGCACUACAAAUCUCAUCCGGCCUACUGUUUGCAAAUCCUGUGCCAGCGGAGGCAGCAAUACCCAAAGAGACCAUGGACACAAUUAUCGAGGAAGCAAUUCGGCAGGCCGAUGCUCAAGGUGUUUCCGGCAAGGACAACACCCCCUUCAUUCUAGCAAAGAUCAAGGAGCUUAGCAACGGCAAGAGUAUUCCGGCCAAUCGGGCACUGAUAGAGUCUAAUGUGCGGAGAGCCACUAUUGUAGCUCGAGAACUUGCCAUUCUAGAAGCUAAACAAGCUGAUGCCCAGGGACGCACUUCCGCAUAUCUCACUCCACUUCCUGCGAACCCAUCUACAUCUUCUGAAGCUAGAGUCCACGACACGCCACCAGCGGCAUCUCGCACCACCUCGUCGGACAUUAGUAUUAGUGAAUCCCCUCCGGACAUCAUAGUUGCAGGUGCACUUGCAGUAGACUUUUCUUGUGACUUUGCACCUCUAUCAAGCUCCCAAAACCAAGUAGACCCAUCGCUCCACACUUCCAACCCUGCAGUGAUCAGUCAAUCGUUGGGAGGUGUUGCGCAUAACAUUGCUAAGGCCGCUCAAUUAGUGGGUGCAUCAGUACGCCUCUAUAGCGCGGUUGGGGAUGACCUUAGUGGCCGGGCAGCUGUCAGCCAAAUGCAAUCGGAAGGCAUGCAAACUGAAGCGAUUUGGACUUUACCCCAGCCGCUUAGAACAGCGCAAUAUGUUGCAGUCAACAAUGCUCACAAGGACCUCACUAUGGCUAUGGCAGAUAUGAGCAUUCUUGAAUCGAUAACACCUUCGAGCAUCAACGAACAUUGGCUGACUACUCCGUCCACCGCUAAACCCAAAUGUCUCAUAGCAGAUGCGAAUUGGACUUCCGAGUCGCUUCAAGCUUGGUUCCAAUAUGGCAAAUCCAUCAACGCAUUCAAUAUAUUCGAACCAGUCUCAACCGCGAAAUCGACCCGACUUUUCUCACGGCCGAGUCCCGACAAUCCGACUCCUAUUUUCCCUACCAACCUUGUUGACCUCGCAACUCCAAAUAUCUACGAAUUGACGACACUCCACAACACUGCCCUGGAACUUGAUCUGUUCAGCACCUUUUCUUCCUGGUUUCGUGUCAUCGAUGCGCUGGGUAUACCUUCUUCCGGUCUACGCGUACCACUGGCACAUACGACCAAUCCAGAACUCGUUGAUGCAGGCAUACCUCAGCAAGCCAUCAAGCUUCUGCCUUUUAUUCCCACCAUAUUGACAAAGCUCGGCUCUAAAGGCGUUCUCCUCACCAAGCUACUUAAAUCAGAUGACCCAGCGUUGAGCUCCCGGGAAGAAGCGCCUUACGUACUCUCGAGACGGUCGAACAACGAUAACGAGAUUGGUGUGGGUGGCUUGUAUGUAAGAAUGUUCCCAACAGACAAGAUUUUGGGUGAAGGUGAGGUAGUGAGUGUGAAUGGCGUUGGCGACACUUUCCUUGGGGUUCUUUCGGCCGGAUUGGUGAAGGGAAAGAAGGUAGAGGACGUCGUUGGCCUGGCGCAGAGAGCUGCUGGAAUGAGCUUGAAAACUAAAGACAGUGUUAGUGGUGAGCUCAAGACACUUAUUGGAUAUUUGUAG
Aaosphaeria arxii CBS 175.79 is the source of this 2411-nucleotide messenger RNA. RefSeq lists its product as uncharacterized. Lineage: Eukaryota; Fungi; Ascomycota; Dothideomycetes; Pleosporales. The transcript is spliced from 4 exons. The record is from RefSeq and is a predicted model, not a curated record. Bases 33 to 2411 code for a protein of 792 amino acids. Gene Ontology annotation, molecular function: pseudouridylate synthase activity.